Messenger RNA from Amblyraja radiata (thorny skate), 3825 nucleotides. RefSeq names its product XK related 8, tandem duplicate 3 (gene xkr8.3). Gene Ontology annotation, cellular component: plasma membrane. NCBI's taxonomy places the organism in Eukaryota, Metazoa, Chordata, Chondrichthyes, Rajiformes, Rajidae. The coding region runs from base 256 to 1497 and encodes 413 amino acids. The transcript has 3 exons. Gene Ontology annotation, biological process: apoptotic process involved in development; phosphatidylserine exposure on apoptotic cell surface; engulfment of apoptotic cell. The record is from RefSeq and is a predicted model, not a curated record.
GAGCACUGGCGAUGUGUCCACUCUUGCCUGCUUGUGCGUUUUCUCUAUAAAUACUAUACAAUUAAAAGAGGGGGGGGGAUGUUCCUUGAAGACCACAGAGUGAGAGUGAAGUUGACAAAAUGUAGUGCAGGGCGGUGAGGGGGGACAAAAGUGAGCUGCAGCGACGCAAAACCAACCAACGUGUGCUGGGGAGGAGCAAAUGUUUGAAAGAGAAGUGAGGGGCCAGCGGCAACGUAAACUUUUUCCAGCACAAAGAUGUUCCCGGACGAUGAGAUCCGCUUCUCUGUCCUCGACUUGGUCUUUAUCUGGCUGGGUCUGGGCACUUUCCUCCUGGACCUCGGGACAGAUGCCUGGGUCGCCUUCUCCUUCUACUGGUCUGGAGAUUAUUUUUGGGGCAGCGCCGUGUUGGUCUUGGUGGUUUUGUGCUCGGCGGUGGUGCAGCUGUUCAGCUGGUUUUGGUUUGCUGGCGAUCGGCAACAACUGGAGCGUAUUUCCAACUCCGGACGCCUGCCCAAGUUGAAAGUCACCCCGGGGGACCGCGUCCUCGGCCUGUUGCACUGGCUGCAGCUGGGAUUCCUGGUCAGGUACAUAACAGCGUUGGAGCUGGGCUUCCGCGUGUACAAAGAGAAAGAAACUAUGGGCUUGCAGUACGCCAUUUACCUGGCCUGUGAUAUCAGCAUGUUACGACUUUUCGAGAGCAUUUUUGAAAGUGCUCCUCAACUCACACUGAUGCUCUACAUCAUCAUGCAGAAGAAUCAAGUGGAGAUUCACCAGUAUUUCUCCCUUGUGGUUUCUUUCCUCUCCAUUGCUUGGGCUCUCCUGGACUUUCAUCAGUCCCUGCGCACAUCUCUUUCUGACAAGAUGCGUCUUCGAUUCAAGUCGACUGUGCCUUACUUCCUGUGCAACCUGCUGCUCAUCUGUCCCAGGAUCAUCAGCAUUGCCCUCUUUGCGACCGUAUUCAAACAGUAUAUCUUCUUGCACCUGGCUAUGAUUUGGCUGCCGAUGUUCUUCUGGGCAUGGCGGCAGGACACGACCUUUAUGAACAGCUUUCCGGAAGAGGUCUUCUACAGAGGUACUGUGGCAGUGAUCUUGUACUUCACAUGGCUUAAUAUCGCUGAAGGAAGAACAUUCAUCAGGCAGAUUAUCUAUCACUCAUUCAUGGCAGUGGAUUGUGCAAUCCUGGUUGGCUUUUGGUGGCUCCACAGAGACCCAGAUUUAACUGACCCCUACGCAAUGCAGUUACUUAUCGGAACAUCAUUAUCUUAUCUUAUUGGUGUGGUUGUGAAAUGUGUUUAUUACAAGUAUCUCCAUCCCUUUGUUACGGCAGAGCACCUGCUCAGUACGGACGAAACGGACAGUUUACAGGAGGAUGUAUUCCGCUCAAUUGGUGAGGACAGACCUUUGAUGAACGAGAGAAUGCAAACCUUUUCCAAUAGUUUUUACUCUGUACCUGAGGAAGACAGUCACGUCAGUAAAAUGGAGGAAACUAAAAUCUAAAUAUAUAAUAUUUUCUUACAAUGCCAGUUUACAGGAAGGAACCUCCUCUGCCGCUGAAUACAUAUUUAUUUCAGGGCUAAAUGUGCCAUGUGGGCACAUAUCAGCCGGAGUGUGCAAAGUUGAAGCAGGUCAUUGUAAUGUUAUUUUUGUUCCAAAUGUCAUCUCUCGCCAUUCUCGAGGGCCACAAUGCUGCAAUGAUGAGUCUGUCUGCCAACAACUGUAAUAUAACAAUAAGCAAGUUAUAGGUUCUCACUGUGAACCUUCAGCUUUGGAUGUGCAGUGGGGCCCAUGUGUGGAGGUGCACUGACCAGCUACAAAGAUAACCGGCUCGUGAUCGAUGUUGACAAUAUGUAUGUGAUGGUGACUCGACCCACUGUAUUCCUCAUCUCAACCUCACCAUCAGUUUUUAACUUUCAAACCCGUGACCUCACUGCGAUGCCCAGAUAAAGGGCAAUGUGGAAAUCUGGUGUACGUAAGGCUAGAUGUUCGAUUGGAAGACUCAACCUAUGAUGUGAUACCAUCAGGAGAAAGGACACAAGUUCAAGUUAACUUGUACAUUUGAAAAAUCAAUGUGUUUACAACAUUUCCUCUUUGUAGUAGUUGCGAAGGCAAUUGCAUUAUUGAUUGACAUUAUUUAUCCACCAAACAACGAGAAUGUUCAACAUUUGUUGUUAGGCUAUUUAAUAGCAAAUUAAUAUCAGUAUUAAGCCAUGGGGAAACUCCUUUGAUCAAAUUCCACUGUGGUCAUCAGUAAACCAGAAAUUUGCAAAUCACUCCGCCCAUAUUCAGCCAAACAAUGAGUGAUUCUAAACUAUUUCCCAAAUUCCUUAAUUCCUGUCAUAGUCGUAUAAAAUCACUUCUUCUAAAGAAAAUGAGUCAGAUUAUACAUAUUAUUUUAAAAUAUUUUCUUUAAAUCUAGCCUAGUGCUCUCAAAUGACAUUGACAUACUUUACAUUAAUUAAUGUAGAUCUGGUACUAUGUUUCAAUUCUAAAAUCAAGGAGAUAAAAAAGAACAAAUAUUGAAGCAAACAUUUACAUCGACUGAACACGAUCAUUUAGUUUGUGUCAGUGUUGGCCAAGGAAGAGUUAUCCAGUCUUGCCUUUCGAGGAUAACCUGGAUGGAUCAUUAGCAAAGGACAUCUCUCUAUCGCGAUAUAGGGAAAAAGGAAACCAACCUUUGGCUUCCUCGAAUUAAACUGAUCUCAAAUGGGGAAAAUACUAGCAGCAAAUCAAGUGGCCAUGACUGAAACACUCUGGAAACUGAAGCACUGUAGAAAUGUAUGAAUGGGAUGAUGCAACAGGUGAGGAAACAAUCAAGCUGAGAUAUGAUGUCUGAUUUUGUGUUUUGUGAUAAAUUGUGCAAUUAAUAUAGUCUUUAAAAUGACUGCAAAUUGUGAAGUGCAGAACAUUAUAUGUAGAAGUGAAUAUCAAAUGGGAAGAGUAUUGCUGAGAAAUUGGAUUUCACCCACUCAGGGCAUAAUAUACGUGCUCUCUGUAUAGCAUCAAUGCUAAAGAGAAGCCGUGCAGAUAAAUGGGACCUAUAUUAAUUUUUGUAAGGAGCUGUAUUGACAGCCACUACUUGUCCGUCAGCUGAUCACUGGGAAUGGUGGCAGAGCUCAAAGAAACAUGGUUUCUAGUGGGGUUUUUUUUACCUCCUGUUCUAUAGUACACUCCAAAUCUGUCCGUAAAUGUGGAAACAUGUUAUGACAACUUGUGCUGUCAUUAGGGACAGUCAACAUCGCAACAAUGUCGGAAGCACUAAGGCAGAUUUGUAACCAAUUUGUAACACGGUUUGUAACCAAGCCAAUUUCCUGAUCGGCCAAACUACUUCUGAAAGUGAUGGCCAGUUCACAUUUAUUUUUGAUUCCCACGUGGAAAAUGGGUGAGAACGAUGUUUAAAGUUUCAGGAUGCCCGUUGAAGUUUCUGUGUUGGUAUUUAUUUAGAGAAUGUGACAAAGGUGUGCGUGCAAUGAUUGGAAAAAUAUGAUCCAAUUUACAAAUCAAUGUGGAAACGGUAUUGAGUUGGGAAUCAGGUUAAUAUUUAUGUGCAAGUUCACAUUGGUAAAGUCGGGGUGGGAAGCUGUUCAUGCAGUGGAAAGCCAUUCUCCAAUUUCUUAUGAAUACUUGGUGCAGGAGAACGUACUGUGUGGAUAUGGACCAUUCAUAGCAGAUGUGUGUCUGGAUAUUUGAAGACCAAUGUGUUUGUUAUUUAGAGUAACACAUUCUGUGAUUGAAAUGUUGAGUUACAACAAUGUAACCUAAUGGAAAAUGUUCUGUUAUUCCACCGGGCUAAUUAGCCAUCAAAAUAAAAUCAACAAGUUGUAGUGA